AUGAGGUGCCGUGUGCUUCGUGAUAUCAAGGCUCGUCAAGCUGUUGCAGACAAUGAAAUUACUCGCCAAGCAUUCAGAUACAUCACUCGCAAUGAAACCUUACCUGCUCGUGUACGCCAUCAAGCUCAACUUCAAUUGAAUGCCAUGCCCAAACAAUCCUCACCUACGUUUAUUCAUAACCGUUGUGUGGCUACAGGUCAUGGCAGUGGUAUUUUACGUGAAUUCAAAUUAUGUCGUUUUCAAUUCCGUCUAAAGGCAUUGAACGGCGAAUUGCCUGGUGUCAAGAAAUCUUCUUGGUAG
This is a messenger RNA of Gilbertella persicaria, 300 nucleotides long. RefSeq lists its product as uncharacterized. Bases 1 to 300 code for a protein of 99 amino acids. Gene Ontology annotation, biological process: translation. The transcript has a single exon. Gene Ontology annotation, cellular component: ribosome; mitochondrial small ribosomal subunit. Lineage: Eukaryota; Fungi; Mucoromycota; Mucoromycetes; Mucorales; Choanephoraceae. The record is from RefSeq and is a predicted model, not a curated record. Gene Ontology annotation, molecular function: structural constituent of ribosome.